Molecule: messenger RNA, 1941 nt
Organism: Ananas comosus (pineapple)
Lineage: Eukaryota; Viridiplantae; Streptophyta; Magnoliopsida; Poales; Bromeliaceae
Product: phytoene synthase 2, chloroplastic-like
Exons: 7
Coding region: 351-1613 (420 amino acids)
Biological process (GO): carotenoid biosynthetic process
Molecular function (GO): geranylgeranyl diphosphate synthase activity
Source: RefSeq, a predicted model, not a curated record
GUGCAGGCAAUAACUUCUUUCUCACCACCCACCAAGGAGAGAGCAGAAAGAGCACUCAGAGAGCAGAGGAGAGAGAGUCAGGAAGGCUAAGUUUUUGUCUUCAAGAGCUCCCUCUCUCUCUCUCUCUCUCUCUCUCUCUCUCUCUCUCUCUCUCUCUUUGUGACAUUAAUGUAUUGAAGAGCUUUGGAGUUUUUGCUGUUGCUUACAUGUUUCACAGAAUGAUGGAGAAAUGGUAAGAGUGAUCCCACACAAACCAGGAUUCAAUUUGCUGUUACAAGCCUUUCUGAAUCCAAUUAGAAGAUCCCUCGAGAAGCUCGAAGGUCGUUUUCGUGCUCCUGAAUCCUCCUUCAAUGGCUACUGUCCUCGGACUCUCAGAGGCGAUUCGAGAAGGUUUUUAUCUGUCGGAUAAUUCCGCUAAACUUUAUGGUCCAAGAUACAAUAAGAAGAUUCACAGAAAGAAGCCUAAAUGGAAUUUGUGCUCAAUGCAUGCUCACUCCAAGCACUCCUCUGGGGGUUUCAAGCUAGAGGAUAGGCGAAAUUUCCAGGUAUAUUCGAGUUUAGUCGCAAACCAGGUAGGAGAGGUCGCAACUUCCUCGGAGCAGAAGGUGUAUGAUGUGGUGCUCAAACAGGCCGCGUUGGUGAAUAGGGGAUUGAGGCCCGAGCUCGAUGUGAAACUGGAGUUGUCCAUUUCUGACUCGACGAAUGUAUUGAAGGAAGCCUAUGAUCGGUGCGGGGAAGUAUGCGCAGAGUAUGCUAAGACCUUCUACUUGGGAACACUUCUUAUGACCCAUGAAAGGCGGCAAGCAAUUUGGGCGAUUUACGUGUGGUGCAGGAGAACAGAUGAACUUGUUGACGGGCCUAAUGCCUCUCACAUCACGCCCUCAGCUCUCGAUCGAUGGGAGUCGCGCUUGGAGGAUCUGUUCACAGGCCGUCCUUACGACAUGCUCGAUGCUGCUCUCUCAGAUACUGUUGUGAAGUUCCCUGUUGAUAUUCAGCCAUUCAAGGACAUGAUCCAAGGGAUGCGAAUGGACCUUAAGAAGUCAAGAUACAAAAAUUUUGACGAGCUCUAUCUCUACUGCUAUUACGUAGCAGGAACGGUGGGGCUAGUGAGUGUUCCUGUGAUGGGUAUCGCACCAGAGUCUAAAGCUACGACAGAGAGCGUCUACAACGCAGCUCUGGCGUUAGGCAUCGCGAAUCAACUCACCAACAUAUUAAGGGAUGUUGGAGAAGAUGCGAGAAGAGGUAGGAUCUAUCUGCCGCAAGACGAGCUCGCACAGUAUGGGCUUUCGGACGAGGAUAUCUUCAAUGGAAGGGUGAACGAUAAAUGGAGGGGCUUCAUGAGAAGCCAAAUUGAGAGAGCCAGGAUGUUCUUCCAAGAAGCAGAGAAAGGCGUUACUGAGCUCAGUCAAGCUAGUAGGUGGCCAGUGUGGGCUUCUCUCUUACUUUAUCGGCAGAUCCUUGACGAGAUUGAGGCAAAUGACUACAAUAACUUCACAAAGAGGGCGUAUGUUAGCAAAGCAAAGAAGUUAAUGGCGCUACCUAUAGCAUAUGGGAGGUCACUAAUUCCACCUUAUUCUGUGAAGGAGUCGAGCUUAUCGAAAAGCCUGAGUUAGAGCAGAGAAUUUCCAUUUCCACUGUACAGCCAUGUAUCAGUGACGUAUAAAGCUUUGUUUCUCAAUGGAUAGGUGACAAGAUAUAGUAGUGGAAUUGAGCAAAUCCGGUAGCUUAGUAGGGGUAUUAUAACUAGUGAGUGAGAAGGAACAAGUGUAACAUGGUCCACAGGGAAUAUGACUUCGUUAACUUUUUUGGUAUGCGAUCUUGUGCUAAAUCACCGCUACAUCACAUGAUUUAUUUCUCACAUUUAGUUCCUCUCUAUAUAUCCAUGUAACGAUGUAUAACUUGAUCAUUUCUACAUAAAAUUAGGAAGUAUUCAGAGCCUCA